UUGCUCAUACCAACCUCUGCAUUAUCUCUCCUCUGUUUAGCUCCUCCCUUCUUUUUAAAGUUUCUGCAAUGGCGUCGAGCUCGAACUGGACCCCAAAGCAAAACAAGCUAUUUGAGAAUGCUCUGGCCAUCUAUGACAAGGAUACGCCGGACCGCUGGCAAAACUUAGCCAGGGCCGUAGGAGGGAAGUCCGUGGAAGAGGUGAAGAAGCAUUAUGAAAUUCUUGUGGAAGACAUCAGGCAGAUUGAGUCCGGCCAAGUCCCGUUACCCAAUUACAAGAAAAUGGCACCGGUGGCUGUAACAAAGGAUACAUGGACGAAACACAAAGGUACGAAUACACUUUUCCUUAGCAUGCUAAGGAAUCUCAGGCUCCAGUGAAGAAAGCAGAUUAAUGCAUGAUUAAUGAUAAUUAAAUAAAUGUUAUUAUUAUUACUAUUAAUUUUGUUUCCAUUUUCUGUAAUUGUUGUAUUAUUAUGAGACAACUUCCUUAAAAGAGUCAAAUCCUUGUAUUAAUGUUGCUCUUAUAUUAGUUCUAGGGUUUUAAGAGUAUAACAAAUGUAUUUAUUAGUU
Molecule: messenger RNA, 569 nt
Organism: Rubroshorea leprosula
Lineage: Eukaryota; Viridiplantae; Streptophyta; Magnoliopsida; Malvales; Dipterocarpaceae
Source: the annotation of a GenBank genome assembly